Messenger RNA from Procambarus clarkii (red swamp crayfish), 9833 nucleotides. RefSeq names its product Plasmanylethanolamine desaturase Kua (gene Kua). NCBI's taxonomy places the organism in Eukaryota, Metazoa, Arthropoda, Malacostraca, Decapoda, Cambaridae. Gene Ontology annotation, molecular function: oxidoreductase activity. The record is from RefSeq and is a predicted model, not a curated record.
GUGAGGGAGGUAAAGUGGGUGUGUGAGCGUCAGUGAGGGCUGAGUCCCGGGGAAGAUGGCGGCCUCUGUGUUGACUCCCGUCAAGACUGAGGACCACAUCCUCCAUAACUCCAUGCUCGAGGACGACCCCAACGACAACUCCGCCACCAAUGAGGAGGAGAAGACCAAGCCUCGCUGGGGGCCCUACCACAAGGGCGCCAAGGAGCUGGCGGGACUCUACAGCAGAGGGAAGCGAAUGCAGGAAAUAGUCUGUGUAUGCAUAUGCAUAACAUUGAUGGUAGUGAACUUGUACUUCAUGGCAGUUCACUUCAAGUUUGAGAAGGUGGCCACAAUUUGCCUGGUGGCGUUAGCGGGAAUCUUCACGGCAGACUUUGCCUCUGGAUUCGUCCACUGGGGAGCAGACACAUGGGGGUCUGUGGAGCUCCCUCUCUUGGGCAAGAACUUUAUUCGUCCUUUCCGAGAGCAUCACAUUGACCCAACUUCCAUCACUCGGCAUGACUUCAUAGAAACCAAUGGAGAUAACUUCAUGCUCACCAUUCCAGGCCUGAUGUACAUGACUUGGAAUUUCUGUUCCAAGACCAAUGAACAGAUUCAGGCCAAUUACUAUUGGUUUUCCUACUUGUACCUCCUGGCUAUUUUUGUCUCAUUAACUAAUCAGAUCCACAAGUGGUCUCAUACAUACUUUGGUCUCCCACGCUGGGUCACUAUAUUGCAGGACCUGCAUAUCAUCCUGCCCAAGCGUCACCACCGCAUCCACCACGUGGCACCCCACGAGACGUAUUUUUGCAUAACAACUGGCUGGCUGAAUUACCCCCUUGAGAAACUCAGGUUUUGGACCUCUCUAGAGUGGUUGAUUCAAAUGGUGUUGGGCUACAAACCCCGUGCUGAUGAUUUUAAGUGGGCUCAGAAGAGGGACUGAGACCACAGGAGCAGUGUCGUGCAAGCGAUGCAGUAUUCCUUAGAAUCAAAAAUGAGAAGUAGGAUAUGAUAAACAAAGACCAAGUAUAUUAUAGAAGUAUUGUAUUUUAUGUACGCGUGGGAUGUUUCACAAUGGAUACACGGAAGUACUAUCAAAUCCAUUUUUGACACGACUGGAAGUCGAUUCUCGAGAUGGUGACGAGGUUUUGAAACAUUGGGUAUUUUACUAUCAUAGGAACAGACCAAAUGUAGAAUGUAAGGAAGUGAAAUUGUAUACUCUCAGGUUUGGAAUAAACAUAUGUAUUAACUUAUUUCUGUUAGAAAGCUAGAUACUUGGUUAUUACACAUGACAAACCUCAAAACUUUAUAUCUUAUGUAAUCCUCUGAAUCCAGUAUAGGAUUUUUAUGCGUAAAGUCAUUUUUUUUGUAUCUGCCAUGAAUUUAAUACAGUAUAAGUAACAAGAAUAAAUUGGGUCACAUAGUUUUUUUUUCAGAUGAGAGAAAUUUUGAUUUUGGUGUGAUCUCUAUUAAGGAGAGCAAGAAGUAUUCAUUUUAUGUUGUCAAAAGACUCAAUGAAUAUAAAGAAUUGUGUAUAUAAAAUAAUAUACAGUGUGGGAUAUAAUUUUUUUUUUAUUAUAGGAGAUUUAUAUACCUUAUUUUAAGAGAAAUGGGGAAAUAAUAUUUUACCUUCCAUGUUAGUUGGGGGGAGAGGGGGUACAUUUUUGCAUUGUUUUUAUAAUUUCCUUUAGAAAAUAUUGCACUAAUACCUGUAUUAAACUAUCAACAAAUAGGAUAGAUAUUAAAAAAAAAAAAAACUAAAAUUUUAAGAUUUCUCUUUUAAGCAGAGAUGGUGAGUUUUGAAGAACAAUUACAAUACUGUAUUUUCUUUGCUGUUUAAAGCAUGAAAGUAGAGGUAUGAGUCUUUGCUGGUUGCAUAAUACAGUCUCAAAAUUCCUUAUUUCCUUACUAUUACCUUUCAGAAUUUCCAUGGUGUAACCAUUCAUGCCCAGUUUUGAACUUGAUUUAUCAGUUUAUUGACUUACUUUGGGGCUGUGCUCAUUUGUGUCUUUUAUCCUCUCGGGUGUGUGUGUGCGCGCGUCUUAAUGGCUACCACACUGUAUCUGUUCUAGACUAAAGUUCUCGUGGGAAGAUUAAUAACAGUCUCGGUAUGUGGUAAAGACUGUUGCUACAGGCACCCGCUCCAAGCCAUCGGCUGGUGGCCUACUGUGAUGCAUUCCUCGAGUGACCUCAUCUGUAAGGUAUGUAGUAAGAAAUGUAAACCAGACGAGAGUCUCAGAAUAGCACUGUUGACGUUUGAGUUUGUUCCAUUCCUGAGAGGAUACAUGUGGAGUUCUGUAGUACAGUGGUGUACGGCCUCAACUCGCAAUCAAGGAUCUCGGGUGUGAUCUCCGGGAUGGGUACGUUUCCUUUCACUUGAUGCCUCUGUUCACCUAGCAGUAAAUAGGUACCCAGGAGUUAGGCAGCUGUUGUGGGUUGCAUCCUGGGGAAGGUCAGCAGUUGGCCUGUAGGGGGGACCUUGAUAAGCCUAAGUACAGGCUUCCUGUCUUCAUCGCUGGGAAUUAUAUGGCAGGACUGAUAUUUGGUCAUUCAGUUGAACAUAGAAAAAAAAACAUUUUCAUUGUCUUGCUGUGUAAGGUAAGAUUUUGACUUAUCACAUGCCAGCUUUAUAUACUAGGUUACAUUUCUUUUAAAAGUAACUCACUAAUAAUAAUAUCAAACAUAUCCAUUAAUAAAUUACAGUAUGGGAAAUGCCUGUACCAGUUGCCAACUUGGCUAUGGAUUUUAUUCACUGGCUUAAAGCUAAUGCAUACAUCUUAAUUGCUUCAAAAAGCGAUUCCUAAUACUUCUCUUAACAUUUAUGAAUAGAAAGAUGUGUAAUACGUUGAAUUUGCCUUGAAAUUUGGGGAUCUGAAUCCAUUAUAAGACGGAUGUAUCAUAUCGUUACAGUAUGGCUAGCUUUGUUUCCCCGAGGCCAGCAUGGGACUGCUCUUUGGGACUUUUUUUUAAUGUGCCGCCACUUGUGCAGGACAUUUAAAAUCCCAUAAACCGUGAUAGAUUUUCUCAAAUUGUAUUUUAUGCCAUUGGCAGUUGGGUAUGUGCAAGGAAUUUUUUUGUGGUAUGUGUAACUGCGAAGCAUUUAGCAGUGUUUGUGUGUGUGUGUGUGUGUGUGAGGGAACUCUCUGAAGAACUUAGUAGACACUUUUUGUAAAAUGAUACAGUAGUGAUUAAGCUUCAACUCGGUGAGAGUUGCAAAUGCUGGCUUAUAAUGAAGUGUUGCUCACGAUGUGUUUGGAUUUGUUUAACUUCACAAAUAAAUGAUUUUCAGAUUACUUUCACGAACUAAUUUUUAUUUAAUAUACUGUGUAUGUGCAUAUAUGUAUGUUGUAAUAUAUAUAUAAAUAUAUAUAUAUAUAUAUUUAAUAUAUAAUAUACAGGUAUAUAUAAUAUGAAAAACACACUUCUUUAUAUAUUCCUUAUUUUAUGAGCUACUUAUUAAUUAAUUAACAUCCUUUGUUUCCAUGUUACUAUUAAAAUUAGACAGGGUUGGUGGGGACUUGCUUGUCAACUUUUACUGCCCGAUUCCUAGGUAAAACAUCACUUCUGUAUCUAUAUGCUUCGUAUAAGCUUUUAUGCACACAAGCAUAUUUCUCAACAUUGAUGCAGGGGUCUAUUACGGUUGGUGUGAACUGUCAUCAUGGACACCAUAUGUGAAGACAAAAUUGUACUAUAUAUGGACAGAUCUUUAUUGAAGGUGGUGAUGGUUUAUCUGGAUAAAACACUUUCUAGUCUUCGUUAAUUGUAGAAUAGGCUUGGAAAGGCUUGUUCAGGGUGUAAUAUCAUCUUGAACAAAGACUUGGCCUUAAAUGAUGAUGACUGUUUUUCACAUAUCUAUGAGAUAAAUAUACUCCUCACGAUAAGCUAUUACCAUGCCUAUAAGUGUUGUUUGGAGAGCCUUGCAUCAGUUCUCAAAGUUAACAAGAAAAGUUAGUGCUAGACUGGUUCAGAACUGCUCUUAUGAGUGGAAGAGGGCACUAUCCUCAUUUUGGUUACUUGUGUAAGAAAUUUGGUGUCAUUGUUAGAGCAGUUGAGUUCCUUACUACAGUGUCUAAUUGCAUUAUUUUGUUGAUUAAAAUAGCUCGCCAAGUAAAGGGUUAGUAUCGCUAACAUGUCUUCAGUACACAUUACACACAUACAUUUGUGCGUAUAUACGUACGUAAAUAAAUAUCUAUCUCCAUUAAUGUUAUUUGUACGUGUAAUUAUCGGUGGAUUAGUCUUCGUACUGAUAUUUUUAUGAGGUGUAGCCAAAAAUGUUGGGAGUGUAGAAUUUUUGUUGUUUUGGCAACGAGAAUGUGCUAGACGAGCAUCAUUUUUCGUGAAGUUGAUGCCGCUUCAUCACCUUUGUGGAGCUCCACUACAAAGGUGGUUUCAUAUCCACUCAAUGAUACAAAAACCAUUAGGACCACGAUGUUCCUAAUUAUCUUAGUCGCGGUAUUUGAUUUAGUUGAUGGCUAGGGAUAUUUUUGGAACCCUAGUCCUUAGCACUGCUCCUUUUUAUAGCUUUUUGAUACUGGUGGGCUGGGGAUAGUGAGGAGAUCUUUGUUUAUGCUCAUCACUUUCUUCCUUUUCUUGCAGUUUCUUGUGAUCACUGUUUUAAUCUUUGUGGGUGCCUGUACAGUAAUCCACAUUUGGGUCAGUGUAUGAAUAGGAAGUUUAUAUAAUUAUCAUGGUUAUUCUGUUUUGUUGUAUCUCCAGGUAGUGUAUCUUUAUAGAAUGGUUAUCGAUUAAGGUAUUUUGAAUUGGCCUGGGCUAUAACGUGCUGCUUGCAUUAAAGGGGCCACUCUGUCAGGGCUUUUGGCAUGCAUUAAAGCCCUUUGUCUUAAUUACUGGUUGAAAUUAAUAAUUUUUCCCUUCGCGGUAAGUUUUGUCGCACAUUAGAUUAAUGCUCAAAAAAGAAAUGGACGCAUAUAUUUUUCAUUGCAUGGAAAAGCUAAAAAUACAAUUUACAAGCACCAUACUGUACAUUUCCUUUGAUUCUGUUCACCUAAAGCAAUCUUCCUGUGACUGUCCAGUUUCUUGUUUUGUAAAUUUUAGUGUGGGUCCAUCAACUUGCCUGUCGCCUUAUUCCUUCCUCAGCCCAUUGGUGCGCUGCCCUCCUUCCUCUGACCGAUCCGCGGUGCUGUGUUUAUCAAUUAAUCGUUCUUGUCGAACAUUUGCAUAAUUCUCAUGUGGCUCAAACUACCAAUGUUCUUCUCGACAUGCUAGCUUCAUCAUCAUCUUCACUUGAGGCAAUAUCAUCAUAUCUAUUUUAAGCACAUUUGUAAUUUUUGAACUGCUUUGCAAAGAUGCUUUCAUAUUUUUUAUUUUGUAAAUAUAACAAAUUAUAUAUAAAUGAAUGUAUAGUAAAUUUGAUAUGUUUGAAAAACUUAACAUUGAGAAGUCAUAUUUUAAGUAGAGCAAUGCUAAUUAACUGUGAUAGUUUUACCAGUAGCCGAAUUUAACGAGAAUGGACACCAUUCAUAUCUUGGACUCCCAAUAAUAGCAGGGAGAAGUGUCUUUUUUUCAUGUGUGUUGUGCAGCCUCACAGUAGAUAUGUGUGUGGGUAGGUCCUCACCUUUGCUUGUGUGCAGGCUCCUAUGUUUGGGCUACUACACUGACAUGGCUGCUUCCACAUCAGUAUAUGUAGCUUGAACUCUCGUGACCUUAGAUGGUUGCUAGUCAUCUUGAUCAUGAAUGGGUGUUCAGUGUCCUUAAACUUGAGUGCAAGAUUUUUUGUGGUACCAGCCUAAACAGAGCCUUGCGUGUGUAUUAACCCUUUAAUACUGAAACUUCAAUGGAUUUCUACUCGUUGUUUUCUCUUUGAAACUGGAUAGCUUUUGCUGUACCUGGCACAAAGAACUCGUGAUGUUGCACUAAGCCUAGUCUAGGAUGCAUCUCUAUUUUCUUUCGGCUUUGUAUAUUUUGUCCAAGGGAAGAGUGGAGAAAAUGAAAUCCAUUGUAGUCGCAUUACCUUGAACAACAGGUUCUAGGUGCUUAGAGGAAGAAUUUGUAACAAUAUUUUUGCACAAUUGAAAUAGAAUACAUGGAUCAACACGGUAUUUGGUGUGUACUUUUGGUGAUCACUGUAGUUGCCGUUACUUUUGCCGAGGUAACAAACUAGGUUAAAUAGCAUCUCGUGUAGUUUGAAUGUUCCAGAGCCAAUUUAAAAAAAUGCAAGGUGUAUGCAAAUGGAAUGUGUUCUAACUUUUGUCAUGACUUGGACCAUAGCUUUCCACGCGUAAAAUUAAUUUUGUAAAGGGUUCAGAAGUAUAAGUGCCAUAGGAAGUAUAGUAGCAGCUACAGCUACAGUACCUCUUCCUGGGUCCUUUAUGCAUGGCCUAUUUAUAUUUUUUGGGGUAUAUUUCUUACUAGUCACCACAGAUUUAUUAUAAUUAUUUUAUUUUAGAUGAUACUGUUCAUAUGGGAUGUAUGUUAAAUGCAUCUAACCCACUAAGAUAAAUGAUGCUUGAGAAUGCAUAGGUGCAUGUAACAUGGUUUAUACUGUACACAAACAUUCAUGCCAAAAUGUUUUGUUUAAUGUUUAUUGGUAAUUUAUGUAAAUGUGGAAAUACCUGAUGAAGCAUAUAAUUUAUUCAGUUAUUACUUUUUUUAAUUAUAUAUAUAUAUAUAUAAUAUAAUAUUUUUUUUCACAAACACACAUGAACAUUAAAUAGCAGUUGCAUAUUUAGUGACCAGGAAAGUAUAAUCAAAACCCUUGACAAAAAAAAAGCAAAUAUGACUUCUGUAUUAUUUUGUCUGGUACAUCUUGUUGCACCGUAAUAUUGUUUAAGAAUGUCUGGGCCCAAGUAAUUUCUGUGGUGUAAAUACUAGUGACUUUGAUGUUUGAAGAGCUUUUGUCAUUAGUAUAUACUGUGUUUUCAUCUGAGAGCAAUGGUUCAGGUGUGCCUCCCCCUGGGCACCCUGAACUUCAUUUCUCGCUGAAUAAGUUCUAUGCUGCAUCGUUUUAGUCUUUUGUAACAAGACAAGGGAGUGUCUGUCUAAUCGGUUUGAGAUGCUUUUCUCAAUGUGGGGAGAAUAGGAAGGGAAAUACAAAUAGUCUAGACUGUGAGUCUUGGCAUUCUCAAUGACUACUCUGCUGCUCAUUGCCGAGUCUAAAUGCCUCUUGCCUGGCAGUACUAUACUGUAUGUCUUAUGGACUGUUGUUGUACUGUAUUGUCAUGCAGUAAUCUGUUGUAACAUUGCUGUCUUAAUGUCUUUCCACAGUGGGAAUCAGGAUUAAUAGUUGUUCAGAUUUUGGAAGUUGCAAGUAAAUCUGGCCAUUUCCAUCACACAUGGUAGAAGUUUGCUCAAGCAUUUUGAAGCUUUGAAUUUUGAUGAAUAUGAUAUUUUGAGUGUUGUUCAUAAGUACUGGCUGGCUUUUAUCAUUUGGUUCAUCUCCAAGAAUAUGGGCUGUAUUUUUCACAGACUAUGUUGAACACAUGAACCUCCCAAAUAGUGUAUGGAACUGAGAAAAUAGUGGUUCAGUAUGUGUAGAGCUGUUUAACAAGAAUUAUGAUUAUAAUGAGAAUUGGGAGAUAUUGCUAUAAUGAGAAUUGGGAGAUACUGUUAUAAUGAGAAUUGGGAGGUAUUGCAUGCACGAAAGUAAUAAGAGGACAACUUCCAGCAUAUGCAGUACCAAAGUGUGACAAGAGAUACAUAGAUUUUGCAGAGUAACUUGAAUGUUCAUGCCAUUAUUGUUAAGCAUUUUGUGGUCUGGUAGUUGAUACAUUGCAGUUUUGCUGUCAAAUGUCUGGCAUUAUUAAAUACCAGACAGAUAUCAGAAAAAUACAUGUUGGAUUUAUGCGUGCAGUCUUGUAAUGGCUAAAAAGAGCCUUCCCCCAUAACAAAAUGGCACAGAUUGGUGGUAGAUGUACUCGAUGUUGGUACAUUCUGUUUCGGAAAGUAUAACAGUGUUAAGAGAAGCUCAUGUUGUGGCAACAUUCUUGCAGGCGCUACACUGUAGCUUUGGAUGAUUUGCACUCAUUGCAGUCCUGAGUAAAAGUCAACCGUUUUUUAUAACAUGGUUCAAUAGUCAUAACUUUGGUUUUAUUAAUCUACACAGUCUCCCCGGCUUGGCGCCUUCUUUUGAUAAUUACUUGAUCCUAUUGAUCUUGUGCCUUUAAUCCUCUUAAACCAGUAAAAUAAAUAAAUAUAUAUAUAUAUAUAUAUAUAUAUAUAUAUAUAUAUAUAUAUAUAUAUAUAUAUAUAUAUAUAUAUAUAUAUAUAUAUAUAUAUAUAUUUAUAAUUUAUUUAUUUAUAUAUCAACAUGCCAUACUGUCUUUGAAAAUCAUUUGUGACAACUGCUUUGUUCAUUUUGGAACUGUAAAAAUUCCUGCAGAAGAUUAAUUUAAGUGUACUGAAGGGCAUUUGUUUAUUGACCUACUUGGGCCAUUUAUUUUGUGCCUAAUGUUAUGUAAGACUGUCAUAUAAAAGGUAUUUACUUAUCAGAUUUAUUCCAAAUGUUCCAAAUAUGGAAACAAUAAGUAUAUUUCAGCAAUUUAAAGAAAAAUGCUGUGCAGUACCAAUAAAGUAAUUGCUACUGUAUUUAGAUUGAAGAAGAGUCCGAACUGGUCUGUAGUAAUUCACACAGAUAUUGGGCAACCACUUGACGUGUAUAAAUUUAUGAUGCUAUUAGGUAAAGUAGCAUAUGUUAGCAUAUCAUUUAAGCAACUGUUCCUAAAUACAUAUACAGAAUAAGGUGUGCCAUUUUUUUUUUUUUUUUUUUUUUUUUUUUUUUUUUUUUUUUUUUUUUUUUUUUUUUUUUUUUUUUUGUAUUAUAGAUUUCAUUCAAUUUUUAAUUCUAAAAUACUGUAGGCUUUGGUGAUCUAGAAGUAAUACCGUAAAAGAAAAGAUUUUGCGGAAUGUGUGAUAUUUAGACCAUCAAUGUUAUUAGCCUAGCAAUGUUUAGAAAAGAAUUGAGAGGCCAAAUACAGUACAGUACUAAUAAUGUUUAGAGGCAGAUACUGGAGUUCCAUGGUAAAUGUGUUCUCCAUACUUGUAAAAUACAGCUGCUUUUUAAUUGUUUACUUGUGAUGCCUUAGAGUUGUAUAUCCUGUGAAUCAUUAGCUUCUGUAUGACCACAGUAUAGAAGUACUGCAUUAUUUCUUUUAUUUUGGAACUUCACACAACAUGUGAAUUUUCAUGAGUAUACAUAAGUAUUUGUAAAAUUUUUGUGUAUUAUUCUUUGGUUAUGAUAGUUCAAUUUUAAUCCUUGAAAUGCACAUAGGAUAAAUUGAGCAUUAAUUCUGUGCCCCCCAAAAAAUUGAAGCAAUUUCUUUUUUGUCUUUAUUGUUAUCAUGCUGAGUAUAGGAAAAGUGUAAAAAGAACAAAAAUAAUUUGUCAAGAUGGCAGAUGUUUACUGAAAACCUCAAAUACCGAUUGGGAACCCUCAAUACCCGCAGGGGCAUAAUAUGUUGCAAGUAGCUAAGGCAUCUUGGGAAGAUACGUACAUCAUUGGUUGGUUUUAAGAUACGUAUGUGCAUUUCAAGGGUUAAGCUACACAAAAUUUUAUCCAUUCAAUAUUCAGUUGUUUCAGGUUUGUGUGUGUGUGUGUGUGUGUGUAGCACCCAGAAGCAUUAUGGAUCUCUGACGUUUUCACCAGUUUUGAUGUAGUGUAAUAAUUUAAACAGGUUGUAGUACAUUCUUACAUCUUAAACAUAGCAUUUCAAAUUUCAUAAUUCAAAAAGUGUGUGCCAGGUAUAUAACUCUGUGUAACUUGCACUUACCAUAUGGUUACUUUUAAUUUACAGCCAUCAAGCAUGUCAACUGAUUCUGUUAUGGAUAGUUGAUCAUUUCCAGAAGAAUAUGUACAUUUAAAAGCUUUAUAUGAAAAAAUAAAACCUGCAACAAAUUCUUGA